AUGCUUUCCAAACACGUCGUACGCCGCCGCCUGAUCGUCCAGCCGGUUCUGGCAAUUGAACCGCAGACCAACGCACGAACUUCAUUGUUACGAAGCUUGUUCUCAAAUUCCUGUGAGGUUCCACCAUGGGACACCUGUGACAAUGGUCUCCAUCUUCCUCACCCUUUUCAUCCACUUUUUACAAAUCAUCUCAACAUGAUCCUAUUUGACAAACUCCAUCGACUCGGAAUCGAUGUUGACUUUGUUGAGUUCCUUAUUAUCUUAAACCAACACUUCGCCCAACUCGCCAUCAAAAUGCACCUUUGCAAGAAAUACGCAUUCAGGAUCAAGCAUUCUGGAACGGCUCAAGCUGUCUGUUCCAUAUAUCGGUUGGAGCCUGCCUCUGCAAACGUCGACACGCAAACUUUUUGUCCCGGCGUCCUUGCCACUAUUUCCUCAACUCGUAAAGCCAACUGUCAUGUAACACAUAGACUAAAUAAAUUCCGUGUUUUAGUAAAGUACAGAUGCCUGAGCCCUUCAUUAUUCACUGGACAAUUCACACUUAUUGUCUGCUAUUGCUCCCAAUCUAUCCCUUAA
This is a messenger RNA of Melampsora larici-populina 98AG31, 576 nucleotides long. RefSeq lists its product as uncharacterized. NCBI's taxonomy places the organism in Eukaryota, Fungi, Basidiomycota, Pucciniomycetes, Pucciniales, Melampsoraceae. The record is from RefSeq and is a predicted model, not a curated record. The transcript is spliced from 4 exons. Bases 1 to 576 code for a protein of 191 amino acids.